This is a messenger RNA of Entamoeba histolytica HM-1:IMSS, 1521 nucleotides long. RefSeq lists its product as uncharacterized. The record is from RefSeq and is a predicted model, not a curated record. Bases 1 to 1521 code for a protein of 506 amino acids. The transcript has a single exon. NCBI's taxonomy places the organism in Eukaryota, Evosea, Mastigamoebida, Endamoebidae.
AUGCAAAAUAACUUAAAAUCAUACUUUCCUAUCAUGAAACGUUCUUUUUAUGCGUUCCGAAUAGAAGGAGAAAUAAAGUUAUUUGGAAACAAUAUUGAAACUGGAAUUAAUGGAUUAAAAGAAUAUUAUAUAACACAAUUUAAAGGAUAUCCAUUUACUGAAUGGUUUUGGAUGAUUGAAUUUCAAGAUAAAUAUUUUGGAUUUCAAACUAUUUUCACAAUGAAGAAGGCUUAUAGUUUGUCUAUAAGGAAAUAUGUUCAAAUAGGUAAUCAAAUACUUGAAAUCAUAGACCUUACAGAAAACAAGAAAAUCUCCUUUAAUCAAAUGGCAAAAAAGUAUAUCCAAUUUGUGAUUGAAAAUAAUAUUAGAUAUGAGAUUAAUACAACUCUUAAACAAUCUAAGUUGGUGCAAAUUGAACAAACAAUCAAAGAAAAACAAAACAAAGUAAGGUCUAAGAAAUCUUUAAAGAAAGAAGAACAAAUCGCUCAAAUUGAAGAAAAAGAAAAACAAAUAGAUAAGGAAAAAUUUGUUACUGAACAAAGCAUUACUGAAAUAAAAGCUAAUGAAUUAACACAAACAAAAGAUGAUCAAAGUGAAUUAAUAACAGAAACUCUUGAAGAAAAUUUAUCACCUACAAUAAUUGAAGAAAAAGGAAAAAUAGAUGAUAAUAUCAUUUUAAGUGAAAUUGAACAAAAGACAGAAGAGACUCAGUUCAGUGUAAUAAAUAGUGGUAUUGAAUAUAAAUCAGUAAUCAGUCCAAUUAAACGAAAGAGUUUAUUAUCUGAAGUGGAGAAUCCAUUAUUAGUGAAAGAAAGGGAACGAAAAGAAAGAAUAAAAUUAAUAGAACAGGAAGUUAUUGAAGAACUAAGAAAGGUUGAAGAAGAAAAGAUUGUUUGUGAAAAGAAAAGGAAAAAGAAAGAGACAAAGAAAACGAAAACAAUAAAACUUAAAAAAGUAAUUAAUGAUGAAGAAGUAACUGAAAAAAGAAAAAGAGUUAAGAAAAGUGAUGACAUAAUUAAAUGGAACAUUAAUGAAGAUGAAGUACAAAAAUUUAAAGAAGAAGUUAUUAGUACUAUUAACAAUAAUAAAUGUCUAAUUGUUGUAUGUAAUGAAAGAGAACAAGAAAUCAAAGAAGCACUAUGUAAAUAUGUUAUAGAACCAGAGUAUGUUGUUGUAUAUCAAAAUGUAAUGGAAAUUAACCAAAACGAAGAAAAUAAAAAAUUAAGAAUUAUUUGUAAUCCAAGUGGAUUAAACAAUAUGUUAUAUAGUCAAUUACAGAAAGGAAUCAAAUUUCAUAGUAGUGAUGAGUCACUUCCACUAGGGACAAUAAUUAUUCUCAACCAAAAACAAUUAAGUGCUAUCUAUGGUAUUAUUGCUAUUAAUAAUUUUAUUCAGAUAAAUGGAGAAAAAUGUAUUAGUAAAGAUAAUGAUCCAGUUUCAUUUCUUAUACAGUUUGAAGAAAUUAAAAAUGUGGACAAGUGUUCAAGUGAUGAUUUUCUUGAUUUGUCCGAAUCUAUCUAA